Molecule: messenger RNA, 2489 nt
Organism: Oncorhynchus gorbuscha (pink salmon)
Lineage: Eukaryota; Metazoa; Chordata; Actinopteri; Salmoniformes; Salmonidae
Product: 5-hydroxytryptamine receptor 1F-like
Exons: 6
Coding region: 833-1972 (379 amino acids)
Biological process (GO): chemical synaptic transmission; G protein-coupled receptor signaling pathway, coupled to cyclic nucleotide second messenger
Cellular component (GO): plasma membrane; dendrite
Molecular function (GO): G protein-coupled serotonin receptor activity; neurotransmitter receptor activity
Source: RefSeq, a predicted model, not a curated record
GCACAGCCUGUGGCACCUUUUCGCGCAGAUACCCAUAGCUCCAUUCCCUGAGCGCUGGUGCACCAUCACUAGAUUAACUGUAGGUCGACCACCCGUGCGCGCUCCCAAUUGCUCAUUCGUGUUUGGACGGGUCGGAUUUCGGAUGGAAGUCGGUAACAGAAAAGGGUAUUCGCGUCGCUGUGUCGAAUUGAGCAAUACCUCUUCCUCCUUUGCCCCGGUCAAACCCUCAAACCGUGGCCAGGGACCAACACACCGGGAGAAGAGCGGGAGGAUGUGACUAUUCAACAGAUCAGAUUAUCCGACAGUUUUAUCGCGGUUGAGAACACAGACAGAGGAGAGAGAGAAAGAGAGAGACUGCUUCCUGCCUCGUUUGUGUGUAGCUUUGAUCCUGCAACUACCCACUGGAGAAAAACUGGUUGAAGCUACAUUGUUUCCACACCAUUUCAACCCCAAAAAUCUGUGAUGACUUUGAAUCAAUGUGGGAAACCGAUUGGAUUUGCAAAACGUCAUCAAUGACCACGGAGAGCACCCUCAAUGCCCUAAAGAAAUCACUCAGAGUUCAGCACCACAGUAGUGGAGAGCGUCACUCUCUGCAAAUGGGCUCUCUCUCCACCAAUAGUUUCAAGUUUUAAUGUCACUUACACAGGUGUGUGUGUAACAUCAUUGUUGAGACCAGAGAGCCUGCUGAUCAGAAGCUACUGAUACGAGGGUUACUGCUGAAGGUCACACACCAAUGAACACACUUUACAGAGGUUCAUAAAGCUUUUACAGCUAUGUAGGAUUAAGGUUCAUUCAUCAUCUGUCUGAAGUCCUUAUCUUCAUGGUUUGAGUGAUGGACUUCUCUAACUGUACAGAGGGGUUCUUCUCCCUGGACGAUGGGAGUGAAGAGGUUUCUAUAAUUACCCCAAGGAAGAUCCUCCUCACCUUCACCCUGUCCCUGCUCGCUGUCAUGACAACGGCCAUCAACUCUCUGGUGAUCACAGCCAUCAUCGUAACCAGGAAGUUGCAUCACCCGGCCAACUACCUGAUCUGCUCUCUGGCAGUGACAGACCUGCUGGUGGCCAUCUUGGUCAUGCCCUUCAGCAUCCUCUACAUACAGAGGGAGAGCUGGCAGAUGGGAGAGGCUGUGUGUUACAUGUGGCUGAGUGUUGACAUCACCUGCUGCACCUGUUCCAUCCUCCACCUGGCAGCCAUCGCUCUGGACCGCUACCGGGCCAUCACUGACGCCGUGGAGUAUUCACGCAAACGCACUGGACUCCGAGCUGGGAUCACUGUCGGCGUGGUCUGGUUUCUGUCCAUCCUCAUAUCCCUUCCCCCUCUCCUGUGGAGCAACCAUGGCGGGGAGCCGGAAGAGGACCAGUGUCUGAUAACUCACCACCACAUCGCCUUUACCCUCUACUCCACCCUGGGAGCCUUCUAUAUCCCCUUGCUCCUCAUCCUCAUCCUAUACUACAAGAUCUACAGAGCAGCUCAGACUCUGUACCUCCGCAGGGGGGCCAGCAGAGGGGCCAGCAGGGCCAGCCGACACUCCUCCAUGGUCAACGGAACCACCCUCCCCUCCUGCCCCCCUGAUGGGGGUCCCGACACCCUGAACCUCCAGGAGAAAUCCUACUCAGACCCCACCACGGAGGGAGACCGCGUGCGCAUUACCGUAAAGAGUCCCCACAGCGAGUCGAGGCGGGAGCGUGAGUGUUCGUUGAGACGGCAGCGUAUCUCAGGGACCAGGGAGCGGCGCGCUGCAUCUACGUUAGGACUGAUACUGGGGGCCUUUGUUGUCUGCUGGCUGCCUUUCUUCCUGAAGGAGGUGAUCGUCAACACCUGUGGCUCCUGCAGCACCUCCAUAGAGCUGGCUGACUUCCUCACCUGGCUGGGGUACCUCAACUCCCUCAUCAACCCUCUCAUCUACACUAUCUUCAAUGAGGACUUUAAGAAGGCCUUCCAGAGACUGGUCAGGUGUAGGCAUCGCCUCUGACACGGACGGAGAGGACACACAUGCACACACACACAAACACGUGCACGGCGUUCAGUUCUGAGUGGUGUUGUGUUGGGCACGGGAUGGCAUCUGAUUGCCUGAGAUUAGAGACUAUCGACAAGACUUUAAAUUAUUAACCGGAGGAAAUGACCUUAGAGACUAUGUCAAGACUAUGAGACACUCCAGCCAGGUCAGUCUAAUGGGACUGGCACAUUGCUGAGGUCUGGAGGGAAGUUAGGAGGACCUCAGAUCCAUAGGAGUCUAUUUAUGGAGAGCCCUGCAAUCAUCAUCUUCUUGUUUGUAUGGGUUAUUGACGUGGCCGGAAUGGUGUUGAAUGACAUUGAAAGGACAAUGUUUAAAUGACAGACUGAAACAGAUGAAGCGCUAGGGUGAAACUCUGGAUGUAGACCAUCGGCCUCGAUCUUUCCAAGGCCUCAGAAAAGCUUACCAUGGUGUUUCUGUCUGUUCUAUAACUAUCAACCUCCCCAAGCUAGUCUGCUCUGAAAUAAAACGUAUC